AGCUACUGAUUAAAAAAAACUAAAUUAUACAACGUAAUAAUGUUAAAUAUUUUAACGAUGAUGAAAUAUAAAAUGUUUAGUAGAUUAUUUACAAAAACAUGCUUAAUAACACCGCCGACUCAAAUAACAACGUACUCUACAACAUCUGGUGCGGAAACAGUUGAUUUAGCAUAUUCUUCUUACGAAAAUACUUCAGACGAGAAUAGUAAAACUCCUCCUGUUAUUAUUCUACAUGGUUUAUUAGGUUCAAAGAACAACUGGAAUAGUAUGAGUAAAGCUAUACAUAAAACGACGGGAAGAAAAGUCAUCAGUAUAGAUGCUAGAAAUCAUGGAGACAGCAAACAUUCAUCUCAACAUUCUUAUCUGCAUAUGGCUCACGAUGUCAUGAAGCUUCUUAAAAGCUUGGAUAUAACGAAAGUUUCACUAUUAGGGCACAGUAUGGGCGGACGUACUGCAAUGGUCCUUUCACUGCUAUGUUCUGAUCUUGUGUCUAGUAUGAUUGUGGUUGACAUUUCUCCAGUGAAAAUAAGCCCCCAGAUAUUUUCUAUGAUAAACCUCUUAGAUGCCAUGGCAGCUGUGUCCAUACGUUCAGGAAUAGCUAUGUCCAAAGCAAGAAAACUUGCAGAUGAACAGCUCAAAUCAAUUACGCCGGAUGUCAAUUUGAGAAAUUUCCUCCUUACAAAUUUAGUACAAACGAACACCGGAUCAUAUACUUGGAGAGUAAAUUUACCGGCCUUAAAAGAAAACUUUCAACAAAAUAUAUCGUGUUUUCCCGCCAGUUUGAAAGGUCUUCAAUAUUGCGGACCGACAUUGUUUAUAGGAGGUACUCUUUCAGAUUUUAUAGGGAAAAAAGAUCUACCCGCAAUCCAGGAAUAUUUUCCACUAGCUGAAUUGAAAUUUGUUGAGGGCGCUGGCCACUGGGUCCACAGUCAGAAACCGGAGAAAUUUCUAGAACUUGUUUGCGGUUUUCUUAAAGAUACUUAAAUAAUAUAGAUUUAAGAAACAUAUCUGUGAUCAUGUCUACAAGUUGACAUUCUGUAAUCAAAAUUUAGCUCACUUUUGUUCGUGUUUAUAUAAAAUAAAAAAAAAUUAAAAGAAGCUAUACAUUUGUUAAAUAAUAUAUCUAGUUUAUUAUUUAUUUAUUUUUGAUGAAUUAUUUUGAUGUUCCUUUUUGUUAGUAAAUAACAUGUUGAAAAAAAUCAA
Molecule: messenger RNA, 1203 nt
Organism: Danaus plexippus (monarch butterfly)
Lineage: Eukaryota; Metazoa; Arthropoda; Insecta; Lepidoptera; Nymphalidae
Product: protein ABHD11-like
Exons: 3
Coding region: 40-984 (314 amino acids)
Cellular component (GO): mitochondrion
Source: RefSeq, a predicted model, not a curated record